CACGGCCCUGCCGGAACCGAAGUGCUGCGCUGCUCCGAGCAGGCCGGCCCUCCGUGUCCCAGGUCUGCAGGUUGCGGGCGAGUGUCUGUGGUGUCCCUGCAGGUCCCUCCAACCAUCGAGAGGUCACACGUUGAGGACGAAGCCUCCCGGGAAGAGAAGGGGAGUCAGCGAGCGGCUCCGUCCUACCGAAUCGAGACCAUCUACGGGCCCUAGGCCCAGGGAAGGCCAAGACCCGGAAAGGACCGGACAGUAGGUUUGCUAGACAGUGCGGGAAGCUGCGCUUAGGCGUGAUAGUGACAAGACCCCUGGCUGGACUCUUACCUAAAACCCGGAACCAAUGGCAGGGGACAGAACCAAACGCUGUGAACUGGACCAAGAAAAAUACGAUGCCGAUGACAAUGUGAAGAUCAUCUGCUUGGGGGACAGCGCAGUGGGCAAAUCUAAACUCAUGGAGAGAUUUCUCAUGGAUGGAUUUCAGCCACAGCAGCUGUCCACAUAUGCCUUGACUCUGUAUAAACACACUGCCACAGUAGAUGGAAAGACCAUCCUUGUAGAUUUUUGGGAUACAGCAGGACAGGAGCGGUUCCAGAGCAUGCAUGCCUCCUACUACCACAAGGCCCACGCCUGCAUCAUGGUGUUCGAUGUACAAAGGAAAGUCACCUAUAGGAACCUGAGCACCUGGUAUGCAGAGCUUCGAGAGUUCAGGCCGGAGAUCCCAUGUGUCGUGGUGGCCAAUAAAAUCGAUGCAGACACACAGGUGACUCAGAAAAGCUUCAAUUUUGCCAGGAAGUUCUCCCUGCCUCUGUACUUUGUUUCAGCUGCGGAUGGUACCAAUGUUGUAAAGCUCUUCAAUGACGCAAUUCGAUUAGCUGUGGCAUAUAAACAGAAUUCCCAGGACUUCAUGGAUGAGGUUUUACAGGAGCUUGAGAAUUUCAAGUUGGAGCAGAAAGAAGAUGAUGCACCAGACCAAGAACAGAGUAUCAGGAUUGAAAGCCCAUCCCCUACCUGAUUACAGAGGAGCCUUGCAUUGCUGACUUGGGGUUGUGGGAGGACCCUUUUGGAAUACCCCUCCAGCUCUGAAUGGAGAAGCUCUUCAGACCACCCUUUGCUCAGCUUUCUGCAAAGCCAUCAUCCAUGUAUUAGAUGAGGUCAGCACAAGCAUGCUGGUAUGAGACCUCCCCAACUUCCCUGCAGCAGGAUUAGCAAUCAGUGCUUCCCACCAUGCCUUCCCACCCCCACCUCCAGCUGAACAGAGAAUCAGGGAACACACUUUUAUGUCUCUUUAGUAAAUUGACAGUUGUUUAAGGUUUGUUUGGGUUUUGUUUUUUCCUCCCAAAACUGACCUCAGGGAUAUUUGAUGUGUAUCUACCAAGAGAAUGAUUGCUAAUCCCUGGUUAUCACAUCCCCCUUGCACAGUGUGAGGCCUUUAGCCCUUUUUCCCCUUGUCUCCAAGCCAACUUUUUAAAACAAUGUUUUUGAACAUACAACUGUUCAUUCCAGAUUUUUGUGCACCUACUAUUUCAGGAACUCUUCUGAGAUCACAAGAACAGGUUUGCAUCACAGUUAAGUAUAAACAAGUGACAUGUUUAGCUGUAUGUAAUCACAUAUAGACGUUAGUAUAGGAAAACAUGAGGUCAUGCAUAGCUGUGCCACAAGGAAUACUUCAUUUUGAUUACAAGAAGUCGGCUUUCAGAACAGCUUCUUUUAAAGUCUUCCUGUCAGCAUGGGAAAGUUUCCUCCAGUUCAUUAGGACUCCUUGAACACUGCCUCCUGUUAGUGGCCAAGGACUGCAGAAGAGAUGCCCUGCUUGCCUCUCCUCCCCUGCCCAGUACCUGUGGCUUGGUAGUAUGCUUUUAUGAUCAUCCUGAACAUCAUUUGCAUUAUUUUUGUUGUUUUAUUUGUAUUAUUUUCUUUAUUUUUUACAAUAAACAUUGAAUUA
Messenger RNA from Perognathus longimembris pacificus (Pacific pocket mouse), 1939 nucleotides. It is a transcript of the gene Rabl2b, whose product is annotated as RAB, member of RAS oncogene family like 2B. The transcript is spliced from 9 exons. NCBI's taxonomy places the organism in Eukaryota, Metazoa, Chordata, Mammalia, Rodentia, Heteromyidae. Gene Ontology annotation, molecular function: GTP binding; GTPase activity. Bases 338 to 1009 code for a protein of 223 amino acids. Gene Ontology annotation, cellular component: endosome; Golgi apparatus. The record is from RefSeq and is a predicted model, not a curated record.